AUGAAUCGGCAAUGGAUGUACGGUAACCGACUCUCCCGCGAGUUCACUACGGGUUUGAAAGAUUUCCUCGUAGUGGCUAAUGCGAACAAGCAAAAGGGUUUUGUUAUCUGUCCAUGUGUUGACUGUAAGAAUCAGAAGGGUUACUCUUCCUCAAGAGAAGUUCACCUGCACCUGCUUCGGCACGGUUUCAUGCCAAGCUAUAAUUGUUGGACCAAGCAUGGAGAAAGAGGGGUUAUAAUGGAAGAAGAUGAAGAAGGGGAUGAUUUCAUCGAUGAAAGCUAUCUUGCUCAUUUCGGUGAUACUUUCAUGGAGGAUGCUGAAGGUGAAGGGGAAGGUGAAGGGGAAGGUGAAGGGGAAGGUGAAGGUGAAGAAGAGGCACGUGAUGAGACCGUUGAUGAUCUUGGUCGGACCAUUGCUGAUGCACGGAGACGCUGCGAAACUGAAAAGGAGAGGGAGAAUUUGGAUCGCAUGUUAGAGGAUCACAGAAAGUCGUUGUACCCCGGAUGCGAUGAUGGUCUGAAAAAGCUGGGUUGCACACUGGAUUUGCUGAAAUGGAAGGCACAGGCAGGUGUAGCUGACUCGGCAUUUGAAAACUUGCUGAAAAUGUUGAAGAAUAUGUUUCCAAAGAAUAACGAGUUGCCCGCCAGUACGUACAAAGCAAAGAAGGUUGUCUGCCCUCUAGGUUUAGAGGUUCUGAAGAUACAUGCAUGCAUCAACGACUGCAUCCUCUACCGCGGUGAAUAUGAGAAUUUGAAUGAAUGCUCGGUAUGCACUGCAUUGCGUUAUAAGAUAGGAGGCGAUGACCCUGGUGACGAUGUUGAGGGCGAGAAACCCAGGAAGAGGGUUCCCGCCAAGGUGAUGUGGUAUGCUCCUAUAAUACCACGGUUGAAACGUCUGUUCAGGAACAAAGAGCAUGCCAAGUUGUUGCGAUGGCACAAAGAGGACCGUAAGUCGGACGGGGAGUUGAGACACACCGCAGAUGGAACGCAAUGGAGAAAGAUCGACAGAGAGUUCAAAGAUUUUGCAGCUGACGCAAGGAACAUAAGGAAGAACGUGUACCUUGGGCAUCGUCGAUUUCUUCCGAAAAGUCAUCCAGUAAGAAAGAAAGGCAAGCAUUACAAUGGCAAGGCAGAUCACCGGCCGAAGCCUGCGGAACGCACUGGUGCUGAGGUAUUUGAUAUGGUCAAGGAUUUGAAAGUCAUCUUUGGAAAGGGUCCUGGCGGACAAUCAGUUCCGAAGGGAGCUGACGGGCACGCAGCCAUGUGGAAGAAGAAAUCUAUAUUCUGGGAGCUAGAAUAUUGGAAAGUCCUAGAAGUCCGCUCUGCAAUCGACGUGAUGCACGUUACGAAGAAUAUUUGCGUGAACCUCCUAAGCUUCUUGGGCGUGUAUGGGAAGACAAAUGAUAUAAAGGAAGCACGGCAGGACCAGCAACGUUUGAAAGACCCU
Molecule: messenger RNA, 1446 nt
Organism: Triticum dicoccoides
Lineage: Eukaryota; Viridiplantae; Streptophyta; Magnoliopsida; Poales; Poaceae
Exons: 2
Source: RefSeq, a predicted model, not a curated record